Athene cunicularia (burrowing owl) is the source of this 6403-nucleotide messenger RNA. RefSeq names its product interaction protein for cytohesin exchange factors 1 (gene IPCEF1). The record is from RefSeq and is a predicted model, not a curated record. The transcript is spliced from 9 exons. NCBI's taxonomy places the organism in Eukaryota, Metazoa, Chordata, Aves, Strigiformes, Strigidae. The coding region runs from base 60 to 1319 and encodes 419 amino acids.
UUUACACUGCUACUCAGCUGGUGGAAGGCUGCUUUUUAACUCCACUGAUUCUGAGAAAAAUGACAACGGGCUGCUCCUUUGGACUAAAUCCUUGUGGGUUCUUUAUAAUGAGCCGACGGAGGAUAUCGUGUAAAGAGCUGGGGCAAGCCGAUUGUCAAGGAUGGCUCUACAAAAAGAAGGAAAAAGGAGCUUUCAUUGGCAACAAAUGGAAAAAGUUCUGGUGUGUGCUGAAGGAGUCAUCGCUGUAUUGGUACAGCAGUCAGCUGGCUGAAAAAGCAGAAGGAUUUAUCAGACUUCCAGACUUCAGUGUGGACCGAGCAAUUGAAUGCAAAAAAAAGCAUGCUAUUAAGAUCAGCCACCCACAGAUCAAGACAUUUUAUUUCGCAGCAGAAAAUGUUCUGGAAAUGAACACGUGGCUAAGUAAGCUGGGGAUGGCUGUAGACCCUCAGGCACCCAAUGGGAAGAAUGAGGAAGAAUGCUACAGUGAAAGUGAACACGAUGAUCCAGAAAUAACAGACACACCACCUCCCCCCUACACAGUCCAGACACCACCUCCUCCUUUGGAUCAGCAGAAGUCUUCUUUCACAACUCUGUCAAGUGAAGCAUCUUGUUCUCUCUCCUCUCCUGAAAGCACAUUCAACUCCCGGGAGUCAUCAUCUUCCUUAACGUCCAAAGUGGUUUAUUCCGAGAGGCAGUCCUGCCGUGACCUAGUUAACAGCUCUGCCACAGAAGAGGGUGAUCAGCCUUUAACUUUCUGCGUACAGAUUCACUCUGAUGAACCGCCAGAAGUAGACUGUGGAGAAGCAGCAGAAAGCCAGGAGGUCCAGCUUUCCCGACCCAGUGGUGGAUCCCAAAACUCUUUUUUAGGUCUGGAUACACAUUGUCUAGCUGUGCCAGAUGCAACAGGACAGAGAUCACUAGCCAAAGAUCAGGAAAAAUGUGAUGAUGAUGAGAUGGAGCGACUUUACAAGUCAUUAGAACAAGCAAGCCUGUCUCCCAUUGGUGAUCGUCGGCUGUCAACAAAGAAGGAGCUUAGAAAGUCAUUUAUCAAACGCAGCAAAAACCCCUCCAUUAAUGAGAAACUCCACCAAAUUCGAAUGCUGAACAGCACGUUAAAGUGUAAGGAACAUGACCUGGCUACAAUUAACCAGUUGCUAGAGGACCCAAAACUGACAGCAAUGAAGUACAGAGAGUGGAGAAACACAAACAUCAUGUUGGUCCAAGACAUUUAUCAGCAGCAGGAGGUCCAGGACAUGUCCACAGAGAAUAGCGAGGAGCAAGAGAUGACUCCACAGCCUAUGACUGAAAGUGCUAUCUGAGGCCAUAGUUCAAUGGUUCAUGGCAAGAUUUUUCCCCACGGGUCUUCACAUACAAGCACUUUAAACUGCUGCAUUUUGAGGAUUGCUUUUGUUCAAGUGUUCUUCGAAAGGAAAACAAAUUUUUCUCCCAAGUUUUAGUUCUUCUUGCAAAACUCAUGUCAAAAUGGUGAAUCCCCCAAAUUAAAAAAACAUGCCUGAACCUGGGCUGCAUACCUAAGAAGAUUAUUUUAUGAAGCAGUGAAGAAAUGUUUUUCCAUCCUUGGAGAAGUAAAUUAAGUAUGUCUUAGCUCUUGGAAGUCACAGAACUGUAUAAUAUGUACUGUAUAAAUGUGAGAUCAUUGAAGUUGUUUUAACCACGUAACUUACCGUUAAAAGGAAGCUAGAACAAUAUUGACAGGAUGUAGUCUACCUUUUUACCCUGUAAGGUAACCUGCUGUAUGCAUUUUCAUCUCUACAUUCAUUCACUUUCACCAUUCUACCCGUUUAAACUGAGACAAAUAGUAAUUAUGCAUGAGUUUGUACUACAGACAGCUGUCAGGCACCUGGUUUGUGCUCUGCCUGAUGCUUUAUGAGUUUGAAAUUUAUUUAUGGACCAGACCAAGGUACUGUCUUUCUACAUGAAGAGAAGGUCUUUCAAUGUUUGUUAACAUGUAAUUUUCUGUGAGGCAGCUAAUGCUUCAACAAGUAUCAGCUUUUCUUACUGAUUUGGUAGAAUUCCUUGGAAGAUUAUUUUCUGUCUAAUUUUUGACAGCUGUGAAUAUAUAAGGUACAAGUUCAUCCCAGAUUCCUACUUAGGAAGGUGAUCAAGUUCACAAGACAGAAGCUAAAUAAUUCAAUUCCUGAUGUGGACCUGAAAGUGUAAAACAUAGCUGCAUAUAUUUUUGUAAAUAUAUGUAAUUUUAUGGCUUAUAUGAAUGUGACUAUGUACUGUAUAUAUGUUUUAUUUAUAUAUUUAUAUAUGCUGAAUUUCCUAAUGUAGAUAGGCACAUAUGGACCAGACCUGCCCCAAUGAGAAUGCUUACAGGUUGACUUGGAAUGCCUCUAUGUUUUUUGUUCCAUUAUGAAUCACAAUAAUAGCUCUACAACUGAAGCUACACUGGGACAUCUGCUGUAACUUCUUCUUCUGUUUUUCUAGCUUUGAGUUUUAGAUGAAGAAAAUCUUCAGGGCAGGAAAAUAAGUUUUCUAGAAAGUUUCAAGAUUUCCCUUUGGGCAAAUAAAAAUAAGUAUGUUAGGGGUUUUGUUGGAGGAUCAUAACUUCUUGCCUUCAAUGUCCUCAGUACAAGGUUUGGGGUUUUUGCCCUCCCAUCUUUUGCAUGUGUACAAGUAUGAGGAACUUUGCAGAGUGCUGAAUUUUUAAAAGGAAGAAUUAGUCCACCAUUCUCAAAUUAAUGCCACUGCAGGAACUGUGGCAAUCAGCCCUUCUGUUGGCUAUUUCGUAAUGGUAUUCUUUGUCAUUAGUUUUCAACACAGUUUAUCUUUUAAAUGAAAAUACACUUUACAGAUGCACCUGUCUUUAUACAUUAUGUGUUUUAUCAUAGCUUGACUGAGAAAACAAAAGUUAAUAGUGUUAGUGGGAACAUGUGAAAUCUUUUCCACCUGUGUAGUGAUAAGUUUGACUCUUGAUACUGCAUUUUUAACAUUCAGCAGCUUUCCUUUUAAAAUUGAGACAUGGAAUUAUGUCCCAAUGCAUCAAAAAAAUGGCAGUUAAGGCUGUGUUGAGUGUGAGAACUGAGGAGCAGAUGAUAAGCUAUAAGAAAGGGGAAAUAGAAGGAAAAAUGUAGGCUCCUUUGAUAUAGGCUUUAACAGGAGAGCGUCAGGGGAAAUGGUGACUGGUUGAAUGCUAUACUUGGGGAUAGUGUUACUGCCUCAGGUAUAAAAGGGUUUACGAGUGUGAGGAUAAGGACUGAUAUUGGGUCAGGACUUAAUAAUUGGGGCUAGUCUGCUGGUGCUAAAUAACUGAUAAUUAAUGGAUGUCAAAUUGCAUGUACAUUUUUCUCUCCCAAGUGCAAGUUUCUCAUAAAACAGUGUGUAAACACCAAACACCAUUUUUCUUCAAAAGCAUCUUAGAUCUUAAAAAAAAAGCACAUGCUUAAGUGGUCUGUUGAACAGGGCCAGACAAGUCAGUGCCUUGUAGUUCUCAGAAAAGAUCUAGUCAACUCCAUUUGCUGAAAUAGAUUUGCACUAUACAAAGGAAAGCACUGUGUGGCCUGCACAUGCUGUGUUGGCUCUUUUCACACUGUGCUUGUAUAAGCAUAUACAAAACAGGUUUCCCAAAUAUAUAGACAAAUGUCCUUGGACUGCUCAAACUCUACUAUUGGUUUUGAUAGAUUACAUAGCCUAAAACAGCUUUUAAAUUACUUUCAGAUGGUCAGUAGAUACUUACUGUUGAACAACUGAGGUUUUGGAAACCUGCUGAGUAUGGUCUGUAUCACCCUCUUAGAAACGAACAGAAAAUUCUUGAAUGGUGUUCUUUAAUGCAGUCAUUAUUUUAACAAAUUUCUGUGUGUUCAAGAAAACAAAUAUAUGGAUUUUAUGCAAGUGCAGCGCUGGGGGUCUAUCUCCAUUCUCUUCAGCUAUUAUUUAGACAAGUGGAAAACAUGAGAAAUGUGAAGUGAAAAUUGUAGUAAAACAGGAUUAAUUUUCCAACAUUGCUAAUUAAUAUGACAGUUUCCCCUUGGUGCUGGAUUUAUCGCAAUGGGCUGCACAGCUACAAUUGGAGACAUAAGUGUGCACAAGCAGACAGCUACAGCCAGUGAACGCAGCAGGGAGCCACCUCGGCUGGAGAAACUUGGACAACUCUCUGCUCCAUUCAGUGAUACUUGGGGUAAACAGUAUCUGUCGGUCUGAAUUUGGAAGGCCUGCACUAUUGACUCAUAACAUAAAAAAACUGUGCAUCCCUAGUGAGCGUCCAAAAGUCUUUAGCUAUCUGCCUCACGGGACUUGUUUUCUGUACUUUUUCAUGAGAAAGUGUGUGCGCAUGGACGGGUGCAUGUGCGCAACUAUUCCUUUGUCAGUAAAGCCUUUUGGUAUUGGAGCAAUCAGUCUGGCUUUGCAGAUUUUGGAGUAACUAAUGACAAUGUCUAAUUUCAGCUGUUUCUGCAGCUUGUUUCUGGUGGCUUUUCUGGAAAUCAGAUUUCUCUGGUUUGGUGGUGUAGAUCUCAUGAGCUACCAGAAUGAGGUGGGAUCACUUUUCGUAAGACAGGAGAGAUUUCAUAUGGAGACUGUGAAUUGUUUCUGCAUCUAGUUCUGAUUAUUUACUCAAUACCGGGUUUCAUCUGAAGCACGAAUAAACAGGAAUAAAUAAUGUGCUACAUUUUUUUUCAGAUAAUUUUAUUUUUGGAGGAAACCUUCAUAUUGAGAGAAAAGGCUGUUUUGGGACAGCCAAGGAGGGAGAGGAAGAAAAGAGGCAGUAUUUGAUUUAAAACUGUGUAGAAUUUCAGAAUUUAAAAUUAUUUCUAACUAGGAAAAAUUAUGGGCAUGUUGCAUCUAUUGUGCGAGCCUGUAAGCUUACAUGUGUAUUGCAGUUAUAAUAUAAAAAAUUGUAUGUUUUAACUCUUAAAGAAGCAAGGAGUCCAUGUAAACAUACUUCUGUGUGAGAAACUCUUAUGUUCUGUGGCUGAAGUUUGGGGGUUGGGCUUUUUUUGUUGUUUUAUUUGUUUGGUGGUACAAAAGUGACCAAUUGCAACGAGAUUCGGGUUUAACUCAAUUUAUGAGACAUGUCUUUCUGUUAACAGGAAGCCAAAGUGGUUUUCUUGUAGUAGCAGAGCCGAAGUGGUAUUUCCUGUUUUGUGUGGGGCAUUUCAAAGCAGCAGACCUUUUAAGAUGUCAGUCAGCCUUUUCUUGACAGCUUGAAGAUUUAUCCCAGUUUGGUCUGCUUCAAGCUGCCAUAUUCUUGCAUUUUUAAGGACUGGCUUCAUUAUUAACUAAAACAAAAAUUGAAGUUAAAAAAGGAAAAGGAAAAACAGAACUGAAAAGCUCUGAGCUAAAAUGAGGCUGAAAUUCUUGUCUCUGUGCAUAAAGGUAAUGGGAGAUAAGCUUCACAAAAGCUAGGCAUUUCAAUACUGAAAAAAGAUUGUCAGAUGUUGAGGAGAGUACUACAUUCCUUGAUAUUUGCUAUGGGAGAAGUUCCAAGACUUGUCUGCUCUGGAAAAAUGAAUAUUUUUCUAAUUUAUUUCCUCCUGGUAAAAAUCCAGAGGGAGUGGUUUAUAAGUUGGCAGAAAGCUGAGAAUGAAAUAUGCAUAUAAUUCAUUGGUAGUUCAUCAACCUUGAUGUAUUCCUUGAAAUGAUUGACUUUAGAUGACACAGCCUUUAAUGCAGAAAAUCCAUUUCUUUGGGAAACCACUGUACCUACCACAGUGUCUGAGGCUUAUGUACCCCACCUGGCCCACAUGAGGUCCAUUUUGAAGAUGUAGGUGUAUGGCAUUUCUAUAGGGUAAAUAGCUUAAGUCAUCAUACCACAGCUUAGGAGCCAUGUGAACUCUAACACUCCCUGUGUCCUAGAUGCCAUAGGACCUACCCAAAUUAUUCUAACUCUUGAAGUUGCUUAUGGCAGUUUUACCUUCUCCCACCUAAAGAUAAAUAAAAGAGGAUAUGAAAACUUGUCUCCCACUCUCAUGUGAAGAAAAACUAGUACUAGUCUAGCAAAGAUUCAGGUAAGUCACUUUGUUUACGAAUGUUUAGCAAACUUUACCUGGUGGAAUGCCAUAUGUGCAUGCUGAUAGCAGUGCUCUUGUGCAAAGCUUUCAAUGCUGAGGACUGGCCAAAAGGAGGAGUGGGGGCUGUCUAUUCCAUCACCCUUUGAGGAGACAGGGAAAGCCAUGCACAGAGGAGUACUUGCAAGGAUAUUGGUUAGGCAGGGACGGGGCCUCCAACAUCAUGAAUGUAUAUGGAAUCUCAAUUUGGUAUUUUAUCUUCUAAGUCUAUUUUUUUUUUCACUGGUUUCAAACUCAAAGCACAAUGUUUUCACCCAGCGCUGCCUUUUUACUGUUUGUUGCCCACACAUGUGACUUGAUUUUAAUGGAAUGAUACACACAUCUUGCAGAAUGAGAGUCUUAUGUUUGCACUUGUCAAUUAAACACUGAAA